Molecule: messenger RNA, 9567 nt
Organism: Plasmodium malariae
Lineage: Eukaryota; Apicomplexa; Aconoidasida; Haemosporida; Plasmodiidae
Product: conserved Plasmodium protein, unknown function
Exons: 7
Coding region: 1-9567 (3188 amino acids)
Biological process (GO): actin filament bundle assembly
Cellular component (GO): plasma membrane; actin cytoskeleton
Molecular function (GO): actin filament binding
Source: RefSeq, a predicted model, not a curated record
AUGGCAGAUGCGAAUGAUAUAAUAAAAGAAAUAAUAUAUAGAUCAGCCGAUGAAUGCAAUUUUAACAAUGAAGAAUUAAAUUUCCCUAGUAUACUGAAAUAUUACUAUGAUGUGACUAAUAAAUACAAUAUAAAGAAGCAGCUGUCAGACGAAAUUUUUAAUAAACUGUUGACUAUAUGUAAGAAUAUAAUUGAAGAUCAAGGGACGUAUGAGCAUCCUAAAAGAAUGUUGGAUGCAGCUGUAUGUGAAAAUAUGAGCAAUUCAGGUAGUAAUACUAUCGAUUACUCUAUGAACGAAGACAAGCUAUGUUAUUAUAGGAAUUAUGACUGUGUAGCAACAUUAAACAAGGAAAAUAAUGGAAGAAGGGAUGUUCCUCUAGAGAAGCAGAAAUACGAACCGUAUGGGGGAUUAGGAAUGCGUGAGAAGUAUGAUCCUUGUCGGGGAUUAGAAGCGUGUGGAAAGUAUGAAACCUGUGGGUUGUACGCACCGCAUGAUAAAAGAAGCAGUAACCGAAGCAGCAUUGUGAAAAUUGCUACCCUACGAAAAAAAGAAAACAUAGAGGACGCAGAUCUUAUAUACAACUUGUGUAAAAACGACAAAUUGGGCGUUUUUUCAAUUAUUAAAAAAAAAAAAAAAAAAGACGAUGCAGGUGAUGGUUAUGGUAGUGAUAAUGAUAGUGAUGAUGGCUAUGGUAAUGCCGCUGAUGUUGACAGUGGUGGGAAGAGGUUUUAUAAAAGCAUAUGUGAUAUCAAUGAAGAGAGAUCUAGUAACAAGGAGCUAGUUAUUGACGAAAAAUCAUUCCUUCAUAAGAAUAGCAGAAAUUUACUAAAAUUGUUUUUAAAUGGAAAUAUUAUUUGUAAUGUAUAUAAGAAAAUAGUAAAACAUAAUAUUAACAAAGACGAUAGAAAUGUGUUAAGGGUUAGAAAGAACAAAGUCAAGUUAUACAAUGAAAGCAACAUCCUGUACACCUUUUAUACAUUGAGGAGAUACUACAACGCAUUGUUAAAUUAUUUGAAUAAAAAAAAAUUAAUAAGAAAUAAUUUUGAAAAAUACACAAAAAUGCAAAAUAAAAAAUUGCUACUGAAAUAUUACGACUUAUGGAAUUAUAAAAAUGAAAAGAAGAUAUAUGUGAGGAGUGUGUAUGAAAAUAUAUUUUUCAAAAGACAGAAGAAGAAUAUGUGCUUAUAUAUGAAUGUAUGGAUAAAUAAAUAUAAGAAAAGGAAAAAAAAGCAUUUUAUUUAUCUUCUUCAUAUAUUUAAUGAAUGGAAGAAUUAUGCGCAAAGAAGGAGAAUAUUACGAGAAGGGAAAAACAAAAUAGAAAGGAAAAAAAAAAAGAAAUUUUUUUUGGUUUGGAAAAGUAAAUAUCAUAAAAAAAUUAUAAAAAAGGGAAAAAAUAAACAAAUUGAAAAUGUAUAUAAUAAGAAUUUAUUAAUAAAAUGUUAUAUUCAUUUAAAUUUGUAUUGUAAACACAGAAAAAAAGAGCAAGGUUGUUAUUAUGUUAUUCAUAAUUAUUGGAAAAGCAAAAUGUGGGAAAAAUAUUUUUAUUUAUUUUUAGAAAUAUACCAAGAGGAAGUAUUUUUUAAAAAAUAUUAUAAUGAUUACAUAAAAAGAGUUAAGAUUAUUUUUUUGAGAAAAUUUUUUUCCAUUUUAACAAAGCAUAUUGAAAAGCGUAAAAAAUUGUACUCCUGUUUGAACGAGUUGAAAGAGAAAACAAAGAGAAAUAUUUUGAAAAAUUAUUUUAAAAAAUUUUUUUAUCUAUAUAAGGAAGAGCAAAAAUUUAAGGGUAUCAUAUAUAUAUAUGAUGAAAAAAAAAUAGGUUUUAUAUUAAAAAAAUUUUUCUCAAUUUUGAAAAGGCACAAAGACAGAACAAUCAACUUGAAGAAAAAAUUUUUAUUCCUUUAUGAUAAAAAGAACAAGGAUGCAAUACAAAUUAUUUUCAAUAAAUGGAAGAGUUACUAUUUUGCCAACUCAACCAAAUACAUAUUUUUAUAUAGCAAAUACAAGUAUAAGCUCAUGAUACAGUCCUUUGACCUUUUACAUAAAUAUAAAAAUUAUAAGAAGAAACGAAAGUCUCAGGUCCUACAAGUAAAUGACUACUUCCUAACCAAGGUGAAGAAAAAGGUCAUUGUUAAUUGGCUUAACUAUGUACAUAGAUACCGAAAAAAUAUUCUGAACUAUUAUAAUUUCAAUAGUGAGGGUAAUUUGUUCGUGCUCUUUUUAUUAAAACUAUUGCUGAAAUAUCAGUCCAUAUCUAAAAUGAUCAGUUGUAAAUCCUUUUUUGAUCUCGUUAAUUUUCAAAAUAUUAACAUAAAUGUGAAUAGCUUAAUUUAUAUGCAUAAAAAAUAUUUCGCUAGUAAAAAGAUUAUACAGAGUGCAAAUAUUUUUUACGAUAAUGUAAUGUUUGUUUAUAAAUCUUUAAACAUCAUCUUUUCGUUCAUCCCCGUUGUAUUUGUCGUUAACCUGCGCAAGUUGAGGUACAACUUGCCCUGCCUUUCGGUUUCCAUCAAGCUGGGUCUGUACAAGCGCAUAUUCGACACGUGGCUUUCAGAGUGCAGAAGCAUAAAAGUGUUUAAGAAAAAAUUAGAAAAAAAUAUUUUAAAAAAAUUUUUUCUACAAUAUUUUUAUCUAAUUCAAAAGAAGAAGACACUGGUAAACUUGAAAAGUAAUUACCAUUUAAUAAAAAAAUUGAAGUUAAAAAGAUAUAUCUUUGGCAGAUGGUUUUCACUACGUAUGAAGUAUGUAACAUUUAGAAAAAAUUUUAAAAUGUAUGACUAUAAGAACAAGGAAAAGAGAAUGAGAAGAAUUUUGUUGACUUGGUUAAAUAUGAUUAAAGUAAAAAAUUUAAAAAAAAAAAAAAUUAUUGACCAUUUUAAACAUUUAUUAAUGAAAAAAAAGAAAUUGUAUUUUAAUCUUUUUAUUGAAUAUGUUAAGAAAAAGAAAGAAAAGAAAAUAAAAAAAAAAAUUUCUAUUCUCUAUUGUAUGAAGAAAUAUAAAAAGAAAGCAUUCAAAGCUUUGUACAUAUAUACAAAAAAUCUAAUCUACUUUAAAUCGUUAAGGAGAAUGGCAGAGUCAUAUUUAAAAGGUACCUGUAUAACUAAGUGGAAGAAUUUGACAAAGCACUUUUUAAACAAAAGGGAGCAACUCCAAAAUAGACUCUCCUAUUUUUAUUUAAAAAUACAGGGGAAAUUUUUCAACAUACUCUUUAUCUACGUUCGCCUUAUCAAAAUUAAAAAGAAAAAGCUGUCCCAUUUUAAGGAAAUUCAUGAGAAAUUUUUGUCGUACAACUACCUCAACAAAUGGAAGAAUUAUGUAAAAAUGAAGAAAAACAAAAAGGAGUUUCUGAGCAAUAUGAGGAGCCUUUUUAGUAGGAAAAAAAAGCUAGCCAUUUUGAGUAAGUGGUACACACUCUUCGUAACAAAUGUCAAGUUUAAGAACUCAGAGAAGAUCGUGUCUAGUAAAUUUAGUGCUCUUUAUUUUUCUCGUCUAUGUCAAUACAAUCAAAAGAUGAAAAGGGUAGAAUUGUUCUUAAGAAACAGAUGCAACGUUUUGAUGUGCCAGAGGGCACUAAAGCAGUGGAAAAAAAAUAGUAGACUUAAGAAAAAUCAAAGGGAGAUGGUAAAAAAUAAAUAUUUGUUAAGGAAAUGUAAAUAUUUUGAAUUAUGGAAAAAGAGAUUACAAAAAGUAAGCAAGCGAAAUGUUCAAGCAUGUACAUUAUAUAAAUAUAGGCAAUUGAAAAAUUUGAAUAGCUUAAGAAUUAUUUACAAUGAAUGGAAGACUAUAUAUGCAGAAAGGAAAAAUGUAAAAAAAUUUGUUUAUGUAAUAAAUAGUUAUGUAUCUAAGAAAUUAAAAUAUAUUUCUUUUUUUAUUAUUUACAAAAACAAUGAGUAUUACUUGAAAAUGCAACAUGCACUUACCCAUUUUUUAUUAGAACAAAGAAAUAAAUUAAAAAGAAAAGUAUUACUAAUAUUAAAAUAUAAUAAAAGAAAUAGAAUUAAAAAUAAGACGGCCGUUCUUUUUUAUUUUAACAAUAUCAAGAUGAAAAUAUUUGAUGCUCUAAGGGCUUAUGUUGAUAAAAGAGUAACCUACAGGAGAAAUGAAUAUAUAUUAAUACUAAUCAGGAAAAAAAAAUUCUUUUACGCUAUUCUGAAUAUGUAUAAUUUUAUUAACAAAGUUAAGAUGAGUUUUUACGAAAUUAGAGAAAAUUUGCACCGGAAGGUGAAGCGGUGCUUCCUCACUAGUUGGCUCUCCCUUACAUUAAUGAGAAAAAGGGCUAGGGAAACGUCUCGCAUGAUAUUAAGAAAAAGAGAAAAUAAAAUGAAAGCUCAAUUGUUCUAUAAUAUUAAACGAAAAGUAAACAGAAGGAAUUACACUGUUCUUUUAUUAGGACGAAUCAAUCAGUUAAUAAAAAUAAAAAUGUAUAAUCGUGCUAUAUCUAUUUUGAGGGAAAACAGGGUAUACGUGAAAAUACAGGAGAAACUUCUUGCAAAGCUAAAAAAGAAGCUACAGAUUAAAAUUAUGAGAAAAUGUUUUAAGGCUAUCCAGAAUAAAAUACCCAAAAGGAAGAGGAACGAAGUAGAAAAGGAAAUGAUAAAAUGUUUUUAUGAAAGCACAUUAAAGAAAAAGUUUUUUAAAAUCGUUAGAGAAUUAUCGAAAAACUCAAUGAUGACAAUGAAUAGCACAGUUGAAAAAGUGAGUAGCAAUCGUUCAGGAAAAAUCUUAAAAAAAAUGUUCAUAAAAUGGAUCCUUUAUGUGAGAAAAAGAAAAGAAUAUAAAAUGGUAGAUAGAUUAAUAAAAAUAAAAAAAAAAGCACGCAUAUUUUUUUCCCUUCUAUAUUUAAGAGUUCAAGAAGGGUAUCAUAAAAUUUUGGUUAUAUAUAAGAUUUACAGACUUUUUCACUCUGAUUGUUUUAAAAUGCACCUAUUUGAUCAAUUAGUUCAGUGUGGUAAAAAUGUUCAUUCUGUUCUUAGUUUAAGAGGAGAAAACAUUAAUAGGUUUUCUUUCCAUGAUGCCAAUCAUAGGAAUAGCAGUCGCAUUAGUCAAGGGAUCGAGAAUCGCAAGCGCAGGAGCGCUCCUAACGUUAUUAACGUUACAAGUUUCUUCGAUCACAGCAACAGCAGCGGUAUUAGCGGUAUUAGCGGUAUUAGUGGUAUUAGCGGUGUUAGCGGUAUUAGUGGUGUAAGCAGUAUUAGCGGUGUUAGCGGUAUUAUCAGUGACGCAAGGGGGGUAAUGAGUCUGAAACUCCUUUUGGCAUUAAACCGAAUUCUACUACAGAUGAGAGGGGAUGAAAAGAGCGUCUUCAAGGAGAAAGAGGUAAAGAGUAGAAGGAGCCGCCAAUUGAAUGAUUUUUUAAAUAUUUGCUAUAUUUUGAAAAAUUGUAACAUAAACAGACUGAUAUUAAAUUAUUUGUUGAUGUAUGACAUUUAUGAUAUGUAUGAGUUUUUUCCUCAUUUUAAAAAGAAUUUUAAAGUUUUAUAUUACUUUUUUUUUAAUUUGUUAUCUGUCAAAACGAAAAAGGUGUUACUAAAAGUUUUUAAGAAAAAUCAAACUCAUUACUUUGUUAGAGUGGUUAGUAUAAAGGAUAAAGACAUUGUACAGAAUUUUAAGUUUCUGAUUUUCAUUUAUUAUAUAUUUAGUAAUUUGUUCUUGUUUUAUUCAACAAGAAACGGCUUAAAUAAUGAUUACAACAAAGGUCUAAGUAACCGGGCAAACUAUGCAUACAUCAUUUGCUCAACGCUGAAUUCCAUGUUUUCGACUUCGUCUGUAGGCAUUAGAAACGAUCUGAAUAAGUCAGGAGAAAGCACAAGGAAACAACAAAAUUGUGAUAAUCAUGAGUGGUUUUACCAUUCUAAGAAGCAAAAUAGUAAGAGGUUUAUUAAACAUAGUAGAGAUGAACAGAAUGGCUUCUACCAAAGGAGCAGCGGAAGUAGUUAUAGUGAAUUAGACAUGCAAUCCGCUUUAUCCGAAAAAUCUUUUAUGUCCUCCUUUUCUCCUCGUUUUCAAAUUAAUGGUGAAGAGACGAAAAAUGGGGAUUGCAAAAAAAAGGGAUGGAAAAUAAUACCUGAAUAUGUUCAUGUGAAUUGUAGAAGGGGAGGCACCAUAACUAAUGACGCUUUUGAAAAAUGUAUGAUUGAAAUUUUUAGAAAAUUAAAAACAUGCAUAUCAAAUAAAUUUAAGGAAAAUAAUUGUAUCCUUGCACACUUUUCUUUUCUCGUACGGAUAAAAAAAAAUAAGUUAUUUCAAGUUUUUUUUUUUUUUAAAAAAUUGAAGAAAUGUGUUCUCUUAUGGAAUAAGUAUUGCAUAACAAAGAAAGAAUUGAAAUCAACGGAAUUUUCAAAAAUUUCCAGUAUAAAAAAUAGAAGAAAAAAAGAGACGUUAGAGAAAUUUUUUGGUACAUGGGUACUAUCCUUUAACCAAAUUGUAAAAGAGAUAAAAAGGAAAAGAAAAAAAAUAUUAAAAAAACAUAUACACUUACUUUUUUUAUAUUGGUAUAAGCUUAUACUAGUAUGUAAUUAUGACAAAACAAAAUUUUGUGUAAUAAGAGAGAGAAGGGAAUGCAGAUUAAUAAAUACCCAUUUUGUAAAAUUACAUACACAUUAUAAAAAAAAAAAGAAGGAAAAAAAUUGUUUUGAAUUAAUUAAAAAACAUAGUAAUAAUAAAAUAAAACAGACUUUUUUUUAUAUAUGGUUGUUGUUAUACAAGUAUGAAAAAAAGUGUUACGUGGUAACUCAACAAAUUAAUAAGAAAUUGUUGAAGGUUUUCUUGUCUAGGUGGGUACAUAUAUAUCAAAAGAAACAGUUGUACAAAAUUUUUAUCAAGGCAAUAUCAGACUAUUUUUUGAAAAACAUAUUCACACAUGUAGUGGAAAAAUUGAAAUUUUAUAAUUUUAUAAAAAGAAAGAAGAGUAAAUUGCAAAAAAAAUAUUUUUUAAUAUACUAUAAUUUAAUUAAAAAGAAUAAUAUUAUUAACAAACUGCAAAUAUAUAUAUACUCUUCCUUGCAGUAUAAAAAAUUAAGACACUCCUUUUUUUGGUGGAGGAAGAGGUAUGACAAGAAAAAAAAUUGCAUAAAAAGUUAUUCUCUAUGUUUGCAAAAAAAAAUAUAUAAAUUCUUCAACAAAUGGAUAACUCAUUUUAUUCAAAACAACAAAUUGUAUGAGGAGAAAAAAAAGAAAUGGAACAAGUUUUGUAUGAAUAUGUACUUUGGCAUGUGGUUAACAUAUUACCGAUAUAGGAAGUUGAAAAAAAAGACAAAGAAGAAUAUAUUGAGGAAAUAUUUUAUCUCGUUAAGAAAAAAGUAUUACACGAGUGUGUUGGUGAAAGCAUACGUACAUAAGACAACACAGAGGACGCAACAGAGAAUCUUUAUCCUUUUUAAAGAGUAUAUAAUUUUUAAAAAAACUAACAGAACUGUUAAGGAAAAUUGCAUAAGAUAUAGGAACAAUUACAUUUUGAAAAAGAAUUUCGAAAUUUGGGUAAACCAUUAUUUUAAGACAAAAAAAAUAAAAAAUGCGAUAAAGAAGUUACAACAAAUCUGCAAUAAAGAAACGCAGAAAAUUGUUGUUCUUCUGUGGUUAAACUAUACAAAAAAGAGAAGAAAAUAUCGAAGUAUUUAUAGGACAAUUAUACUUAAGGAAAACAAAUCAUUAAAGAGAAUUUUUUAUAUGUGGAAAAAAUUAUUCUUUUUUAUCAUUUAUCGGAAAAAAAAAAUCAUAUCAACUUUUUUUUAUAUUUGGCUACAGAAUUUUAAAUUUGUUUUUUUUAUAAAUAAAAUAAAUAUUUAUUUUUACAAUAUAUAUCAAAAUAAUAUAUUUUUUUUUUAUUAUAUUUUGAAAAAAAAAAAUGAAAAUUAUAAUCAGCUUAUGAAUGGUUCCUUCACUUUUGUAAAGAAGCAAAUCAGAGAAUUUUUAAAUUAUUGGACAAAUCUUUUACAAUCCUCGUUUCUUUCGUUGAAGAUGUACACACAUAAAUGUAAAAAAUUGAAAAGGUAUAUAGAGAUAUAUAAAAAAGAAAUAAAGGAAAGGAAGAAGAAGCAAUGCUUUGUUGUUUUAUUAGUGCAUUCCAAAAAAAAAAAGAAAAAAGUGCACUUGAAUAAUUUAUACUUGAAAUAUACUAUUGAAAGGAAAUUUUAUUUGUUUAAAAAAUAUUUCGUAAUACUUAUCAACAUAUAUUUUUACAAUAAUCAUUUACGUUUAUGUGAACAGACAAUUCAAAGCAGAAGAGAAUCGAGAAUACUAAAUGGCUGUCUUACCAAAUGGAUGAGUUACAAAAUAUAUUGUAAGGAAAAUUAUUUUUUACAAGAUCUAUGUAAUGACUUCUUAAGCUAUAGAAGAAAGUCCGAAUUUUUAAUUUUGUUAAAACAGUUUUAUAUUGAAAAUAAAUGGAAAAAUUAUUGUGAGUAUAAUUCUCUAAUGUUUUAUAAGAGCAUUCAAGAGAAAACUUUUAUUCGUGUGUUAAAACACUGGAUUGAUAAAACACGCAUCUAUUUUGAAAAGAAAAAAAAAAAAGAUAAUUUUAAAUAUAAGUAUCAUAUGAAUCUUGUUAAGAAAUAUUUUUUCCUUUUCAUUUUUGCUGUCAACAAGUUAAAAAUUGAAAAAAAAAAUUUCGACAUUGUUCGUUUUAAAAAAGAAAAGACACUGAAACAAAAGGUAUUAACAACCCUCUACAACAUUGCUCUAACACGUUUAGGCACUUAUGAAACUAUCAUAAAGUUAUCAAAUCGAAAGAGUGAAAAUAAUCUUUUAAAAAAAUACUAUCAUGUGCUGUUUCAUUUUGUGAGGAAGAAAAAAUUUCUCAAAAAUGGCACUCAUCAAAUUCAAAAUAUGACAAAUAACAGUCUUUUGAAAAAAUAUUUUUACAUCUACAUUUUUAAGUAUGUAUCCAGUAUCAGCCAUUACAAGUAUUACUACUAUAACAAGUACUUGUCUAUCUGGAAAUACUAUGUUGUGAUGAAGAAAAAGGAUGAUAGUUUUGCGCACACGGAAGAGGAAGAAGUGGACGAGGAGGAAGUGGACGAGGAGGAAGUGGACGAGGAGGAAGUGGACGAGGAGGAAGUGGACGAGGAGGAAGUGGACGAGGAGGAAGUGGACGAGGAGGAAGUGGACGAGGAGGAAGUGGACGAGGAGGAAGUGGACGAGGAGGAAGUGGACGAGGAGGAAGUGGACGAGGAGGAAGUGGACGAGGAGGAAGUGGACGAGAAAGAAGAGGACGAGAAAGAAGAGGACGAGAAAGAAGAGGAAGAUAAAGAAGAGGAAGAUAAAGAAGAGGAAGAUAAAGAAGAGGAAGAGGAAGAAGUGGAUGAGAAUGAAUUGGACGCAGGAAAUGUGUCCAAACGGAGCAAAAGUGGGGUUUGCGCCUUUUUUCGGCAACACAACGAUAAUAUGUCAGACGACAGUUCACGUUAUACCUUAAGGUUUAAAGAUCAUUCCAAUAAAAGUGGUGAAGAGAAUGUAAAAGACGAUGAUUACAUUGAUGAAAACAUAGAUUCCAUUAUUAGUUAUAUUGCUUCAUCAGAAACAAAGGAUGAUAGUGAUAGUUCAGAUUCUGUUGAAUUAAGCAAAAUAAAAUUAUGA